AUGGGGGACGCGGCCCACACUUGCAAUGCUUUUUGGUUGCAAGGCCUGGCGAUUAGUCUCGAGGACUGCGUCAACCUACUGAACCAGGUGGAUGCCUAUUCCAAGCAUUUUUACGAUGCCAUUAGACAGUACAGCCAGGAACGUGGCUGCAGCGGCGAUGCUCUGCGGGAGAUUACGGAUCGCUGCUUGUACUAUGAAUGGGUGAAGCACAUCAACCCGUUUGUGCGUCUCCGAAACAGUUGUCAGCGGGUGAUGAACGCGAUGCUUCUGCAGGCGCUCAACGAGUACUACACCGCAGCGUCAGUCAACCACGUCUACUCCAAGAGCCUGAAGAGCAUGCUCAAUGACCGGGGGUGCACCUCCUACGAGUAUGCCGAGAAACAACAAGCAAAGCACCGCGCUUUCUAUCACCUGGGAAGGGUGUACCACGUAAGAGGCACGUGUUGUUGGUGUUGUUUGUGCGGCGUCCUCACCGCGUCACGCAUGUUUGCACCUUCUGCGUCGAUGUUGCUCACCGGUGUGCAUUCUUCUAUCGUUUAG
Trypanosoma rangeli is the source of this 540-nucleotide messenger RNA. Its product is annotated as flavoprotein monooxygenase. Gene Ontology annotation, cellular component: mitochondrion. Gene Ontology annotation, molecular function: oxidoreductase activity. The record is from RefSeq and is a predicted model, not a curated record. Gene Ontology annotation, biological process: ubiquinone biosynthetic process. The transcript has a single exon. Lineage: Eukaryota; Euglenozoa; Kinetoplastea; Trypanosomatida; Trypanosomatidae. Bases 1 to 540 code for a protein of 179 amino acids.